CCACGACAUCGUUAUCGCCAAGGGCACAUCGCGAAUUCAACAUCCAUUCGGCGGCGGUAACUCGACAGUUAUUUCGCAAUGGCACUCGCAAGACCAUUGCCUCCACUAUGGCAGACGCUUUUGCCUGCCCUCAAUGGCCCCGUCCGACCCGUUAUCAACCUACCGCUCCUCCAACGAAUAUCGCAGCCAUUCCAAUUAAUACCCACACCUUUCGCCGCUCUCGCAUUACCUACAUUAUCACUCCCUUCAAUACCUUCCCUGGGCGAAAUAUGGGAAGGUAUCCUCAGGGCAGUUCCUAAGAACAAGACAUCGUACCGCAAGAAGAGGCAACGAUUCAUGGCUGGAAAAGGUUUGGAGGAGCUCACAUCGCUGAAUAAGUGCUCAGCGUGCGGGAGGAUAAAGCGUGCGCAUUUUCUGUGCCCUUACUGCGUGCACUCGCUCAAGAACUUCUUCUUCAGGAAUUCGGAAGAUCCGAAGGCGUGGGAGAAAUACAAGGAGCGACACUACAGUCUUCCUAAGAAGAUGCAGAAGCAGCUCCAUCGUGAGAAGAUCUUUGAGCGGAGAAGGGAGCGUUCAAGAUUACCUAAGCCAGAGACGAAACCCGGAAUUAUCGGCGAGCAGAAGAGGUGGACGCGAUGA
This is a messenger RNA of Aaosphaeria arxii CBS 175.79, 639 nucleotides long. RefSeq lists its product as uncharacterized. The transcript has 2 exons. Gene Ontology annotation, cellular component: mitochondrial large ribosomal subunit. Gene Ontology annotation, molecular function: structural constituent of ribosome. Gene Ontology annotation, biological process: translation. The record is from RefSeq and is a predicted model, not a curated record. Bases 79 to 639 code for a protein of 186 amino acids. NCBI's taxonomy places the organism in Eukaryota, Fungi, Ascomycota, Dothideomycetes, Pleosporales.